Molecule: messenger RNA, 1006 nt
Organism: Acipenser ruthenus (sterlet)
Lineage: Eukaryota; Metazoa; Chordata; Actinopteri; Acipenseriformes; Acipenseridae
Product: dynein light chain Tctex-type 5-A-like
Exons: 4
Coding region: 593-1006 (137 amino acids)
Source: RefSeq, a predicted model, not a curated record
UUGUUUUUUAAAUAGAUGGAUUCUUUUUUUUUUCUGGAGCAUUGCUGAUGGCCGGAUGACAACAAACUUCCUGCUACAUCUGUCCAAAUAAUAGGUCCCCAGACAUCCAUGCUGCAUGUUCUGUUUUCACAAGUUUAAUCUCACAUGACUGAAUUAAUGGGGGAUGAAAGUGUCCUCACUGAUGUGCUUUCUUUCUGUAAUGUAUAAGUUGCAUCUCCCUGUUGCAAGUACUGUAUUAAGAAAAAGUAUGGCACUUACUCAAUAUUCCUGAUUUGAAUCUAUAUAUUUCUUGUAUGCAAAGUUGUUUGUUCAGACAUGUGCAUGAUAGGUUUGUGAAUACUGCCCAUUCUGCAGUCAGCAAGCACCCUGUUUCAGGGGACAGAAAUAAAGUCAGAUAUUAUGGGCCAGCAACUUCUAAUAUAAGUUCUCUCUUGCUCUGCUGUUAAGACGUGGUUGGCCUGUCUGCCCGCGUCCUGCUAUACAACUGCAAAACGUUUAUUGGCUGAAGCUCAGAAGCUCCUACCAUUGACUGGUGAGUAGCAAGUGUUGUCAGGACAACCCGUUCCUGUUUGCUGCUGGAUUAGAUUCAACAAUGUCUGACGUGGCCAAGGACAAGGCAGCUCGCCUGCUGAAGAAGAGAGGCAGCGUCUCCUCACUCAGCAGCCAUGAAGUCAAAGCAAAGGAAACAACUGAGAAAACUAAAGAUUCCAUGAGUACAGUAUCUUAUACUGAUGAGCCUAUUGAUGAGCCUGGCCAGCAAGAUGACAAUCCUCAACCUGCUGUUCAAAUGGAGAACACAUACCAACUAGGUCCUGCAAAGCGUUUCCCUGUGGCCACAGUGAGCAACAUUUUAAAAGACGUGCUGACCAGUUAUCUGCAAGAGGAGAAGUAUGAAGCAAAACUGUGUAGGCAGAUGACAAAAACCACAUCUGAGGUAGGCUUUUCUUUACCAGAUCAAAUACAUUUCACAUUAAAAAAUAAACACAGUAAACCAAAACUAAAGUAG